Molecule: messenger RNA, 444 nt
Organism: Monoraphidium neglectum
Lineage: Eukaryota; Viridiplantae; Chlorophyta; Chlorophyceae; Sphaeropleales; Selenastraceae
Exons: 1
Coding region: 1-444 (147 amino acids)
Source: RefSeq, a predicted model, not a curated record
AUGCGCACGCCCUCGGGGCGCGCCAGCAGCGCAGCCUAUAACGAUGAGGUUCGCGCGAACACCGCGCGCCACGCGCUGCUGGCGCAGCUGCGCCGCCCGCCCGCGCCCUUCGGCGCCGCGCUGCGCGCGCACUGGGCGCUGACUGCGGCCGCGGCGAAGGAGGCGCUGCAGCGGUGGGGGCGGGAGGCGAGGCAGCCGGCGGCGUGCACAGCGCUGGGGGCAAUCGUGCAAGAGGCGGGGGCGGAGCUGGAUUCGCUGGUCGCGGCGUGGGAGAGCGAGCAGCAAGCGGCAGCGGCGGCUGCUGAGCCGGCUCCGUCGCCACCGCCUCAGCAGCAGCAGCAGCAGCAGCAGCAGCAGCAGCACAGGCAGCAGGCGCCCCCCGCGUGGCUUGGCCCGGGGGCUGCAGCGGCGGAGCCUGAUGCGGGGGUGAUUGACCUGACAUGA